AUGACUUCCUACGUCUCUGCGAGCCAAGCGUACGAACGCGAGAGGACUCCUACAAAGGAUACCUAUUCUAAUACUUCCUCUAGUGGAUGGUCUGGAAGAUAUAGAGGGGCUACUGUUGAAGACUUGGACCCACCACCUGCACUCUCUACGUCUCCUCACGAUCUCAUUUCAUCUGCACUACUUUCGGCAUAUGAGCGCGAUUACACCCACUUGACUGUGAUAUCAUCAGAUUCUCGCUCUCUUCUUGGUUAUCUUUCUAUUCCGCGGCUUAAGUCUCUCUUAAAAUCGGGAGUAGUAUCCGAAUCCGACCCAGUUGAGAAGGCUAUGCUGAAAUUUCGACGGAGAGGCCGUGUUUAUCAAAUUAUAACUAUGGAUACGCCCCUUGAAGAGCUAGAAAAGUUUUUUGACGGCAAGCUACAUCCUGCUGAACCGGGUAAAGAGGCACAAAGACAGGAUUUCGCAGUAGUUACUGAUGCUAGUCGCAAAUUUGUUCUCGGAGUUGCCACCAGAGAGGAUUUGGAGCAGUUUGUUAAACGGCGGCCUACCUAA
Trichophyton rubrum CBS 118892 is the source of this 549-nucleotide messenger RNA. RefSeq lists its product as uncharacterized. The transcript is spliced from 2 exons. The coding region runs from base 1 to 549 and encodes 182 amino acids. The record is from RefSeq and is a predicted model, not a curated record. NCBI's taxonomy places the organism in Eukaryota, Fungi, Ascomycota, Eurotiomycetes, Onygenales, Arthrodermataceae.